CCAACCCCACUGCCAGCCCCACCGCCAACGCCACCGCCAACGCCACCGCCAACGCCACCGCCAACGCCACCGCCAACGCCACCGCCAACGCCACUGCCAACGCCACUGCCACUGCCAACGCCACUGCCAACGCCACUGCCACUGCCAACGCCACUGCCAACGCCACCGCCAACGCCACCUCCAACGCCACCCCCAACGUCGCCAACGCCACCGCCAACGCCACCGCCAACGCCACCGCCAACGCCACCGCCGCCAACGCCACUGCCAACGCCACUGCCACUGCCACCGCCAACGCCACUGCCAACGCCAACGCCACCGCCAACGCCACCGCCAACGCCACCGCCAACGCCACCGCCGCCAACGCCACCGCCAUCGCCAACGCCAACGCCACCGCCAACGCCACCGCCAACGCCACCGCCGCCAACGCCACCGCCAACGCCACCGCCAACGCGACCGCCAACGCCACCGCCAACGCCACCGCCAACGCCACCGCCAACUCCACCACCAACGCCACCGCCAACGCCACCGCCAACGCCACUGCCAAAGCCACUGCCAACGCCAACGCCAACGCCAACGUCACCAACGCCACCGCCAACGCCACCGCCAACGCCACCGCCAAAGCCACCGCCAACGCCACCGCCAACGCCACCGCCAACGCCGCCACCGCCAACGGCACCGCCAACGGCACCGCCAACGCGACCGCCAACGCCACCGCCAACGCCACCGCCACUGCCAACGCCGCCAACGCCAACGCCACCGCCAACGCCACCGCCAACGCCACCACCAACGCCACGGCCAACGCCACCGCCAACUCCACCACCAACGCCACCGCCAACGCCACCGCCAACGCCACUGCCAAAGCCACUGCCAACGCCAACGCCAACGUCACCGCCAAUGCCACCGCCAACGCCACCGCCAACGCCACCGCCAACGCCACCGCCAACGCCACCGCCAACGCCACCGCCAAAGCCACCGCCAACGCCACCGCCAACGCCACCGCCAACGCCACCGCCACCGCCACCGCCAACGCCAACGCCACCGCCGCCAACGCCACCGCCAACGCCACCGCCACCGCCAACGCCACGGCCAACGCCACUGAAGCGCUUGCCACCGUUCGAAGCUGGGUGGAAGGUCACCGAGAUCCUUGGUCCUGGUUCCGUGCGUGUGUGUCGUUCUGUGGAUGGCUUUGAUCAACAAAAGUCUGUUAACAUUCAGUUGAUUAAACCUGCUGCUGAAUCUGUGUUGUCGUGUGAGUCUGGAUCUGUGCCUGCGUCGCCCGUGCAGUGUGAUCUCGGUGUUGAGCCGUUGGCUGUCGCCGAUCGUAGUCUGCGUAACCGUCGUCAUAUCCAACGCCCGAGUCGCUACAUCGAUUGA
Molecule: messenger RNA, 1374 nt
Organism: Sycon ciliatum
Lineage: Eukaryota; Metazoa; Porifera; Calcarea; Leucosolenida; Sycettidae
Exons: 14
Source: RefSeq, a predicted model, not a curated record